Messenger RNA from Lottia gigantea (owl limpet), 2692 nucleotides. RefSeq lists its product as hypothetical. Gene Ontology annotation, cellular component: NELF complex. The record is from RefSeq and is a predicted model, not a curated record. Gene Ontology annotation, biological process: negative regulation of transcription elongation by RNA polymerase II. Lineage: Eukaryota; Metazoa; Mollusca; Gastropoda; Lottiidae. The transcript is spliced from 11 exons. The coding region runs from base 1 to 1704 and encodes 567 amino acids.
AUGGCCGCGGGAGAUACUGCUCUGUGGCUUCAUAAUAAAUUAGGAUCCACCGAUGAUUUAUGGUCAGGCCGGACAAUAUGUUCACAGCUUUCACGAGAACGUCUGCAAAGUAUCCAGGAAUGUUUUCAUACACUUCAGCCGCAUGUCAAAGUCAAAUUGUUGCUGGCAUUCCUCCAUAUGCCUCGGCGAAAUACCGAACAGUGGAAGGUAGAUUUAGAAGAGAUACUGGCAAUGGCUGAGAAUGACAGUGAUCCAUGGGUGUGUAUGGUGGCUGAGAUGUUACGCACCUACCCAUCAACUGGUACCAUCAAUUGUGAACUGGAAGGAUUCAGUAAUACAUUCGCUGAUGUUGUUACAGACUUGAAGAAAAUGAUGAAAAAAUGUAUAGAUGUUAGAAUGUUACCACUAGAAUGUCAGUUUGUCAAUAGAUCAGCUUUAAACUCAAUAGCUGGCCAUUCUUCUCAACCUAUUAAACAUUUUACACUCAAACGUAAACCAAAAUCAGCCACCUUAAAACGUGAAUUACUUCAGAAAUCAAAUGAAGUAGCCAAUAAUCGGAAAAAUAAUAUGCCAAAUAGUGUCCCCAUUAAAAUCAGAAGUUUUGCUAAAAAGAUGGAUGAUGCCACCCCAUUAAAGGGAUUACCAAGUAGAACUCCUCUACCAUCAGGCUAUAGAACACCAAGCUCUGGUCUAGCUAGGCUGAAUAGUUCACCUAUAGGACACAUGCCUUUACCAGCUAGGUCAGGCUCUGGAAAGAAAGAAGGAGGAAUUAAGUUCUUAGAUAUAGGUGAACAACCUAUAGGUGCUAAAGAAGCUAAACGUAGAAAGAAACAAGCAGAAGUGGAAGCCAUGGAACAACAACGGAAAGAAAAAGAGGCAGCCAUUGCUGCAGGACUGGCUGUUACCACAGCAACUACAACUGUGUCUGCUACUCCAGAUUAUGCUGCAGGAUUAAUGGCACCGGCAACGCCUAAAAUGCCAACAGCUGUUGUGAGCUCUACACCAAAUCCUUUAUCAUCUACGACUCCAGCUUAUGUACCCACGGCAACCAGCAGAUUAGCUAAUCCUUCUCCUACUGGUAUCACACUAACAGGGAAUAUUGCUCCCUUGUCCUCUAGUGUUCAGCAGACGGCCAGACAGAAUCUGCAACAGCAGCUUCAGCAACAACUUGGUCAGUCUCAGAUUCGAACCCAAACAACAGUUCCUCCAGCGCCGAAUACAUUAUCCCAAACAAGUCCUGGAGUGGUGAACUCUUCUCAACCAAUCAUAGUCCAACCACCUGCUCCAAUACAACAAUAUCCACAACAGACGUUACCACAGCAACAACAGGUCAUAGGUCAACCUGGUACGAUGGCUCCCCCAACACAGCCACAACCUGUUCCUGCCGGUGGCCAGAUUAAAAAAGCUUUAUCCUUAACGAGAGAGCAAAUGAUAGAAGCUCAAGAAAUGUUUCGUGAUUCUAAUAAAGUGUCGAGACCAGAGAAAGCUUUGAUAUUAGGCUUUAUGGCUGGCUCCAGAGAGAAUCCCUGCCCCCAACAAGGCAGUGUACUGAGUAUCAAACUAUCAGAAGAUGAUGAAACAAUACAACAAGCCGACGGAAAUAAAAAAAUUAUGAUCGCCGAUACAUACUUUCAAAUGAACUAUUCGACUGGAGAAUGGAAAAGGUUUAAAAAAUAUCGUGAAAAGGCACCUGCUAUCAGCUGAUGUGGUGUUAGCUUAGUGUAAUUUAUUUGUAUAAAGUGUAAAAGCUGAAAUUAUGACUAUGAUUACACCAUUAAACUGUGUGUUAAGUGUUUCUAUGAUGGAGACUAUUCCAGACAAUGGUUCACUCUUAAUGUUAUAUAAGCUUAGAGAAACCCCUGAGUUAUAUUCAAGUAUGUUUAAAACAAAACUUAUAGAAAUACCAGACAUCGUAUAUUUCUGGAUCAUAUUUCAGAGAGUUGUCCACCAGACAUCAUUUCACUCCGGGCUAUUCUCCAGAGUGUGCUGUACUUUUGUAAUGUUGUGCUAUCUACAGAACAGAUUACAACCUGGAUUAGUAGGGGUAGGGAGGCAUUUGGCCCCCUACAAAACUGGCUUGCACACACAAUUGUACCCACGCUAUAUUUAACAAAUUUAUGUUUUUUUUAUACGAUUUAAGAAUUUUCUUGUAACAUAGAUUUGCGCAUUUUGAAUUUAGCCCUGACAGUUGUCUCCCCAUUUGUACCACCAGUCUAUGGAGUCUGGCGUCUCUACUGCCCUCACUCUAGUCCUGUAUGAGACAUUGUUUAGUUCUGUUGUUUUUAACUCCUUCAAAACGAUACAGCAUUAAAUACAUCAGAUUCUUGGAAAAUUAUCAGUCUUAAAAUAUAUACAGCCCUAGAAAUUGUGAACAGUGUGAACCAUUUGUCACUGAAGUUGACUUCACACGAUAAUAAGUACCAGUUGCGUAUUACUGUGAAUAAUGAAAGUGGUCAUGAGUUUCGAAGUCAACUCGCAACUCAGUGACAUAAGAGUUGCGUUCGAAACUAACGACCGCUAUUUUUAUUGGCAAACAUGCAACUGGUAAAGGUCACUUAAGAAAUCUUAGGAUCCUGUUUACGAUCAGUGUAAUUUUUAACCUGUAGAUUUCCACCAUUCAAUAAAUUUUGAUUUUGUUACUUUAUGGUUUAUGUCGAUUUUUUGUUAUUACUCAUUAAAUUUGUCAAAUAUU